CGCGCUGUGCCUGCAGCUAACUUAACCGGAGCAUAAGACGUUGUUUGACUCGGCAAAGAAUAGUGGGAUUGAAAGCUUGUCCCCGGCAGGUUAUUGUUGAAUGCGUUUAGCUGUUAUGCGGGGGUUUUCGUUUGCGCUUCAAGAAAGAGGAAUCGUUUUUUUCUCCCUCUUUUCUUUUAUGUGGCUGCAGCGCUAAGCUAGUGUCGGUAGAUUAGCUGGACGUGGAUAGGGCGCUAGCAGCGACGUCAGGUCAGAAACCAGGAUCUCUGCGGGACCCUUUGGACUAAACGGCGAGUUUACGGUCCGAGGCGCUCCAAACGCACGGUGCGCGAAGCCUUUUCCCCCCCUCCAAAAAACAACAACAACAACAAAAACAAUGAAGGGGGCUGCAACUAACGGAGACAGCUAGCAGGAGCGGUGUGGCGCGCUCGCAGCCCACUGCCACGGCGCCUCGUUGCGGUCCACGUCGAGUCCCAUCUGCUGUUUUAACAGGCCACGUCCCCGCGGGCGUAGUUCACCGAGAAGAUGCCGAGCGAGCGGAAGGGGACGGCGAGUAAAUACGCGUAGAAAUGUAAAAAAAAAAAACGAAGAAGAAAAAAAAAACAGCCUUCCUCGUUUGUGACUGUGUGUGUGUGUGUAGCGCUCGUUUCCCACGGCAUGUCGCGUACACAGAUGCGUUUUGCGUCGGGAUAACACACAGACUCCCGAGCUGCGGCAACGACCUGUAGUGACGUUUUUUAGGCUUUUUUUUUCUUCUUCUUUUCUUUGUAUUUAAUUUAAUUUAGCGCGGGGACGUGUCAGAAAUGAUCGGCUUUGGCGCAAACCGGCGCGGAGGCCGCAUGCCGUCCUUCAUCCUCGUCUUUCUGACGGUGAUCAUCGGCGUGCUGGCUUUCAACUACUGGACGGUGUCCAACAAGCACGGCCGCCUGCUGGACGAGCUGCUGGAGGUCCAGUCGCAGGUGAAGCGCUCGGACGCGGCGCGGAGCCGCCUGGAGAAGCGCAACUCGGAGCUGAUCGUGCAGGUGGACGCGCACAAGAAGCAGAUCGACCAGAAGGACGGAGACUUCAGCGCGCUGGAGGACAAGCUCCAGGCCAGAGAGGGGGCCGUCAGAAAGUGCUCCGAUGAGAAGAUGAAGUUACAAAGUGACGUCACAGCCCAAAUGAACGAGGUACAGAGACUCCGAGAGCAGCUGACGGAGCUGAAGCAAGAGUUCAUGAAGCAAGAAGAGCAGCUGAGAGAAGUUAAGAAAAAUAGCACUAACUUGGAGAGAAAAUUGGAGUACGAGAGUUUACAGUGCGGCCGUCAGACCGCUCAGCUUAAAGGAGAGUAUGAAGAAGCAAGAAAGGCCCUGGAGAAAGAAGUGUCGAGGCUCAGGCUGUCUGUGAUAGGCGGCCAGAACAACGUGGCAGCAGGAAGGCUCGCAGGUGAAGGAGCUGGUGUGGAUGUGGCCGGAGAGCGCCACACAGUGGCCACUCACCGGCACGACAGACAGGCGGACAUAAAAGAAGAAAUGGGCAAACUUGGCAGCGAUGCUGGCAUGCCUGGAAUUGAAGACAGCGAGGUGGGGAAAAUGGAUGAAGUACAAUUUGCUUUGAAGAAGCCCGCCAUCACUCAGAAGCACAACGAGCCGCCCGAUGUCGGCGCAGCAGCUGGAGCUGAGCCUGGACUGGAGGCAGCCGACGGUCCCGGAGGCCAAGGCCUGUUGCUGGACCAGCCCAGACUCCAGCAGGACCAGCUGGAGGGCCGAGCGGCGGGGCUCGCACCCGCAGUCGUCAUCAAACAGGCAGACAAGCCGAUAGUUUUUGAAGAGGACAACAAAGCCGGGAUCAAGGCAGACGAGCUGGGGGAACAGCAGAGACGAGUUCAAGUUGAUGACAAGCAGUUGAAGAGGAUUCCUCUGCCUCAAGAUGACGCCCAGGUGCCCAAGCCCGUCCAGCUGCAACGCGCCAAACACCAAGUCCCCGCAGAGCAGCUGCACCACCGGCAAAGCCGGUUCUUUGAUGAGAACGAGUCCCCAGUAGAUCCGCAGCACGGCUCUAAGCUGGCGGACUACAAUGGGGACGACGGGAACGUGGGUGAGUACGAGGCCGACAAGCAGGCCGAGCUGGCCUACAAUGAGGAAGAGGAUGGUGAUGGUGGGGAGGAAGACGUCCAAGAUGACGACGAUCGGGACAUUCAGGACAGAGACCGAGCUGUGGAUUAUGGGAAAAGACAUCAAAACAAUGACAUUCUUUGAAUGGAAACUCACUCGGCUAUAACUUAUUAAAAACCUCCUUUAAAGACCUUUUUUUCUUUACAACUGAGGUCUCCUCUGAUAAAUUAGUUGGAGCAUCACUUUUGUCUAAGCACUUACAGGGGGGAGGUGGGGGGGGCUUCCUCAGUGUCAUGGACUAUUUUUGACAGACAUUUAAACUAAUUCUGAAUAAUACUGUUAGUGGAAAUGAAACACAGCAUCCUCCUGAGCUGCUAUAGAAUUGCUCUUGUUUUUUCUAAGUUAUGACAGUAGGGAUCAUUUACUGUUCGACGCUGCAUUUUGGUUCCGGAUAAAUCUUCUUCUGCUCAUCACGGAUUGGUCUCAGAGAUUCACUUCUGAACUUUUGGAUCAAGUCACCUUUUCUUUUAGGUACUUUUUUUUUCUUUUGCUUGCUAUAUACGAAAUUGCUUCCAGAGAUAUUUAUCAAACAAAUGAAUCUGGACUCUAUGAGAUGGGACGCCUACAAUGAAGACUUGCUAUUUUUCCCCUCUUUCUUUUUUCUUUUUUUUUACCGGAGUGGGAGAUUCAGUUGCCAAGGAUUUUGUUUACAGCCUAUUAAACCUCUUUCUUUUUGUGACAGAGACCCAGAAGUGCUCCUGGUUUCGUUUCUUAAUGCCACUGCAUGCAUUAGAAAGUUUUCCGUCAUCAGAACCAAGCAACACACCUACUGCUGAAGCAAUACCUAGGAUGGUGUUAGGAACAGACGGGUGUUACACAUGCUUCCACCAAUGAGGUCUCUUGAACUUGGAUGUAGUUGAACUGUUAACUAUUUGUACAGAGGAAACGUAAUUCCUCCCCUUUGUGGAAAUCUGUUAAACCAGAAGUCAGUUAGUUGUUUUUUUUUUUUUUUUUUUUUUGCAACCUGGGGGCAAAAAAAAUACAAAAAAACGAUUUCUCACUGAAAGGCGCAUCGAAUGUAAUUUAAUUUUAUUAAAGGUGAUGCUUCAUGU
Messenger RNA from Fundulus heteroclitus (mummichog), 3205 nucleotides. It is a transcript of the gene golm2, whose product is annotated as golgi membrane protein 2. The coding region runs from base 804 to 2237 and encodes 477 amino acids. Lineage: Eukaryota; Metazoa; Chordata; Actinopteri; Cyprinodontiformes; Fundulidae. The record is from RefSeq and is a predicted model, not a curated record. The transcript is spliced from 10 exons.